Molecule: messenger RNA, 5489 nt
Organism: Spirodela intermedia
Lineage: Eukaryota; Viridiplantae; Streptophyta; Magnoliopsida; Alismatales; Araceae
Source: the annotation of a GenBank genome assembly
AUGAGGAUUGGGAUGCAGAAUAAGAUUAAAUGGAGUUAAUGCAAUUGUUGAUAAUUUCAAGUUGCACUCAACCUUAGCAUCUGAAUUAUGUUCCCAUAUUUUCGGAUAGUAUCCCAACGUUGUUAGAUAUAAUGCCAACCAAUUCAAUCUCACUCCAUAAUAGUGCCUGAAAAUAAAACCUGGAUUCUGCAACAGACCAUGAGUAUGGAUAAUAUGAUCGCAAACAUUCUAUAGUGUUUUGUUUUGAUCUUGGUUCAGCUCGAGUAACCUAUUAAGAUGCUCCUUCGCUUGUCCAUUUUAAAUUAGGAAAAAUAUGGAAGAACAAAACCAGAAGCAUCAAGUCGGAAAGACGUCUUCCCACUUGUUAACAUUCAGAUUCUCCUUUGUGAGUGGAAGCUAUUUUUUAUGCGCAAUCUUUCUAUGCACAUUACACUUGUUUGUUAAUCAACAUCUUUUAGCUUUACUAGACCAAUCUUUAAUGCAUUUGUGAAGCCUUUUAUCCUGUUUUUCAGAAGUUGCAGUCGAAAGUGAUUAAAUAUUUCGUGUAGACUUCAUGUGUUAUUUCGCUUUUAAUAUUGAUGAAAAUUUUGUCAUCAAUUCGUUGAUAGCUCUAAGUUGUUGUGCCUUUUUUCUAGGGACAAACCAAGGAGCAGCCCUGUUAAAUUUAGAGACUGGAAGAUUAUCUUGGCUUUACCGCACUAAAAGUGAUAUUUUCUCACAAAGAUUUGACCAAUCGGUACGUAUCAUUCUUCUUUUUAGAUUCAUAUGUGCAGCAUUAUUUAUUAUUCAUAUUUAAAACUUUUAUCAACUAGUUUAAGGCUGGCCAUUAUGUAUUUUGUCUUUGUAUGCUUUUGGUCUGUCAUCUUAAACUAUCCUUGCAUGCCUGAUAUUAGCCAAAAGAAAUGUCUUCUUUGUCCCUAGAUGUUGCUCUGCAGGUGAAGUUAUGAUAUACAUGUAGUAUGUAUUGGAUUGGAGACUAGUGAGUAAAUUUGUACAUGAAAUUUUGUGCACUUAUUUUCAACUUUCUCCAAUAAUUAAGGGUACCUCUAUAAUUUUAUUUCAUCAAGGCCCUUUGGAUUUUUUUGCUUCAUUCAUAAUAACUGAUUUUUUUCCAAAAUUCAAUUUAUAAGCUGGUCAAAAUUCAUAAAUUAGCUUGCUGAUUCAUCUUGGGUACAAAUCUUUUCUGGUUAUUCUCAUCGUGUGUUUGCUGGUGAUUUUUGGCAUAUGCUUUUGGGCGAGUCUAAUUUAGGAGAUGACUUGAUUACCAUGCUUGAUUAACUUUCUACCACUAGGAUCCGGUUUUGAAAUCGUAAUCUUCUUCAUGAAUUCAAUUUAUAAGCUGGUCAAAAUUCAUUGUGCUUGUAUUUUCAUUUAGUAUUGUUAUGUUUCAUAUAUCGGCUAUAUGUUUUUUUCCAAUGUGUGGCAGGGAAAUGUGGUCUUAUGUGGGCUUAGAAAUGGGUCAAUUCUAGUGGUCGACGUUCGGCAGAAGCCAUCAGGAUCUCGCCGGCAUUUCACUUCAUCUACUAGAGAUCCAGUAGAAUCUACUGCAGAAGGGGCAAACAUGCAUCAAAGAAAGCACCACAGGAAUUGGAUCACACGAAGACAUCAGGUAGAAGUUCAUUAUAUCAUUUGUUUGUCCCUUGUUCCUUGCACCUAGGAGCACAUCCAUAAGAUUUGCAUCCUUGCUAAUCUUUUAGUUUCUGAUUGCAAUUCCUUCUAUUCUUUUGGACUGGUUUCUUGUAUCUUCAAAUAUCCGCAGUGAGUCCUUUGGGUGAACCAUGUUCUAUGCCAUGUAUUAGGUUUAAUAAUGUUAUGUUCGGCACCUUUCCUAUCUUUCUUUGCAGCCACAUUCAAAACCUCAUUUUCCUAUCUAAAUUUUUUCUUAUUUCCUUUUUAUGGGUUUGUUAAACGUCCAUACUAGUCACAGGAUACCAUGAGGAUUCUUGGUGCUAGUUUCAUGCCAUUGAUGUGUAAACUGCCCAUGUGAUGUGGCAGACUGUCUUGUUGGACUAAUGCAGAUGCGAUAUUUUGUGUUCUAGCUAAAGGGAGAUCCAUCAUUCCACUGUGCUUCGAUGCCCUCAGCUGUUUGCAGGUAGGUACAGCACCCUUGUUCUUCCAUGAACGAUCUGCGGGGCACAUUUCUUACCAAAUAGCAUGCGUUGUAAUUUAUUUGGCUCGUAUGUGGCCUAAAUCCUUACCAUUCUCUAUAUAUCACAGCCUGGUACCUCUACAUUCCGAUGAGCAGUAUUUCUUCGGAAGCUCCAUGGAUGGAUCAGUGAGUUUUCAGCUCCAUCUGUUUUGCUAAAUUUCUCUCAUCUUGGUUGAUAAAAGUAAGCAUCUGCAUGCUCCUUUGGGAUUUCUGAGUGGCUUCUGGUAGGACCCUGGUCCUGGACAGGAGCGGACAACAGACAUAUGGAAAUAGAAAGGGGAUGGUUGAAGAUUAACAGUAGGCAAUGUAGCCGGGCCCCAAAGAACCCUAGAGUUGGUGGAGAGGUCCCCUGCUCUCCCUCUGCCGCAGCUGCCCUAGAAUACUCCUCGAUACCCCCUUCCCCCCCAACGACCGGAACCCUAAUACCUCUUUUCCUAACAAGCCAUCACUUGAAGGGAUUGUUGGGUUCCUUCGAGAGUUGGUUCUAAGGCCCCUUGAGCCUCUCUUCUAGGCUGAUAGUAGUUAGGCUCACUGGGGGGCUAACAGCUUCCAAACUUAAUGUUCUUUUCAUCAUUGUUAAACUAGUCAUAUAGAACUUUUCAUCAGGCCGUGUUUGGGACAACCAUUCGCUAAGAGUCUCUUUACCUGCAACAGAUCUGUUUCCUAUAACUUCGUAUCUGAAAGAUCUAUUUCCUUUAACUUAACAUCCGAUUUUUUUUUCUAAGAAUCCUAACUCCUUGUUCUCUUUGGGCCUGCCACAUGUCUUGGACCUUGAGCAGUUACGUCAGCGUUGACAUUUAUUCAGUUCAGCAAUUGUUUUGUUAUACAAAUGUCAAACAUUUUUUUACGAGAGCAGUAUACAUAGAAUACUCGUGCCUUGGGUUCCUGCUAAUGUUGCUGAUAAGACUCAUGAAAUGUAUUAAGAAUUGAUCAUUGCUAUUGUAAAAUCAAAUAACUAUCAUUUUUGUCCAAUCUAAAUAAGCAAGAUAUCUAUUGAUUCGUCAUUCUCAAGACCUGUUCUGCGAAUUAAAUUUUUUUACAACCUUAGAGACUCAUGUAAUAUCUGGAAUAGUGGGCCUUUGAAUGGAUGCUUCACAAUGAUAGAAUAUUAUUGCACGAUCCAAUUAAGACCAUUUAGGAUAGAGUUACGUGUAUUGGGGAUAAAGCAAGAAAUAUUAGUCUCCUUCACAAGAGCAUUCCAUUCUUUCUUUCUUUCAUUUUCCCUCCGCAUAUAUUUAUUUUUAACGUUCUUCUCUGAUUUCUGUGUGCGGCAAGUAAUAUAAUAUUAUCAGUAUCUCAAAAGCUGUGAAAAGCUUCACAAUAGCUCAAAUAAUAAUGAUAAUGUCCCUUGAAGGAUUUGUUUCAACAAUGAAGCUAGGAAUAGCUAUAAAAUAAAGUUCAAGUCUCCUAUUUUCCAUGAUGGCAUUAUUUAUUUCACAAUUAUUUGAACAUUUUCCAAUGCUUGUUGUCAAAAUUAUAUCUGUUUGAAGAAAAUAAUCAACUACCAGUGCCUUUUAGGCAUCCAUUUAUCAUGAAUGACAUACAUGUGAGAUAUUAUCAAAAUCAAUGUGAUGGCUUGUUUGGGUGUUCACACUUUUUAGUCUUAUAUCAAUCGUAGAGCUUUGUAUCAAUUUAAAAAUGUAACAUGCUUCUUCUAGAUGAAGAAAUUAGGAUCUGUGACAUAUUGGAGAGUAAUUGUUGAAAGAAAGUUAUGCCAAGGAUAAGAGGCAACUACUUGCAUUCAAGGGAAUUUCGUAACCAUCCCGUGAAGAAUUUUCACAUAUGAAGUUUGAGGAAUAUAUUUCAAACUUCUUCCUUCUACAUGGCUACGUAUUUCUUAUAAUUGUAUGCUUCAUGCGAGGAUGACAAGACCUCAAAAUACAUCUGUGUCUGUCAAAGAGGAUUGCUAAUUAGGUAAAGACUAGGAUUAUAUCGAAUGCAUGCGAGUAAAUAGUCGUAACAUAUGGGAAUAUCAAAGAACACAUUGGUAAAACAUGCUUGCUCUUACUCUCCCUAUCCUGUUACUCUCUCUAGUUUCAAUCAUGAGGUACCCAUUACCAAUCUCUGAGAUGUUGAAGAAUUUCUGAUUCAAAUCCUUGUAUCAGCCAAAUUCAAAAUCAAUCUUCUGCUGCUAAGCUGCUCCCCACAUUAUUUACUGCUCAUCAUUAUAUUGUGAUUGUACCUCAACCAUCUGGUUUAAGUUAGAUAGCGGUAUCCCCAUUGUUGACUUUGGGUUUAUCAAACAGCGAAGAUGCAUGAAGUGAAGGAUAGUUUAAAUGAGUUAAAUCAUUGAUGAGUAGAUAGCUAACUAAGCUUGGAAAAUAAUGGAAGCCAUACGAUUUUUUCAUGUGACACUCUAUUAUGUUUCUGAUGCCAAAUGUUUCGCUAUGCUAUCACUUACAAACCAAAAGUGGCAGCAAAUUAAAAUAUCUACAAGGCCUAAUCAAGUUCGACACGAAUAUUCUCUAGUUCAUUUAAGACAACAACAGAUUGGAUGAAAAAAAAAGGCACCCACCCAUUAAAAGAUACCAUUAAAAUUAUUAUAUGAAUCACCAAUGUGUUCAAAUGGUAGAUAGAUCGAGCCAUUUUCCCGUUCCUAAGCUUUCUUGCUGUCAAUAACCUCAGGGAUCGUCCUUGUCUGCAUGAUAGCAGUUGCGCUUCUUUUUGCCAUGAAAGGAGUGUUCUUGAAUGCCAUGAUGUUUCUCUGCUCUUCAGUUCUUCUUCCUCCUUCAAUCACAGUGUUGUGAUUCUCUCUUCACUCAUCCCGUUUCCUGUAUGGAUCCAGAUUGAGCUAUUUGACCAGCGUCUCCUGCAUAGAGGACCCGUGCAGUCGUACGAAGGGCAUGCCAACUCCCACUCUCAUCUGGAGCUGGGAGUAGACCCCUCUGAGGCCUUUGUAUUGUCUGGUAACAAUUUUAUCACUAAGAUGCCACUGCUUUUCUGCCUGGCAUGCCGGGUGAGGAUAUCAUAAUAGGGUCUAAACCACUGCUAAAUAUAUAAUAUAGGCGGAGAAGACUGCUAUCUGCGGAUUUGGAGCAUUAAGAGCGGCAAGAUGCUCUUCGCAGAAAACGUCUCAGAUUCCGUCCUGAAAACAGUUUGCUGGAUGCCAGGUGGGGAUCAGACCGACGGUUGGAACCCUAGCCCUUUUUAUGAUCAGACUUUCUUCACAGUCCCUCCUCUCACAGCUCGAUCCAUUGUGAUCGCGCGUGCCCACGCAGGGUUCCAGAGGCCGUCUGCUCAUGGGCUGCAUGCCGACGCGGACUUCCAUGGCUGCGACCGAAGAAUGGGGGGGGCAUGGCUGGGGUCCAGGGAGGGGCUCUUCUACCUGAACAGAGCCUGA